GGCUGAGAGGAAAGCGUGGGGAUUGUGUUCUUUGACGUUGUCUCCGAUCAUCUUCUUUUAUUUUGCUACAUCAAACCAGUAUUUUUCUUAGUUUAAUACAGUUCUUAUCCGCCAUGUUCCCAUCUUGUUACUCCAAAUCGGACAAAGAGAGCGGAGGUAAGAGGAGCUCGGUGGCGAAGCUGCUGUUCGGGGUGUUUUUCGUGUACAUGCUCCACACCGCCUGGCUGCUGUACGGCUUCCUCAACACCAAACCCUGCGAGGGAGGCAGAGGAGAGACCUGCAUCACCUCCUACCUGGCAGCCAGACCGAGGCUACAGCUGAGCAUCUACACCUGCCUCGUGCCAGACAACAGCCAACUCAAUUUUGCCGUUAAAGUGGACCCCUUUGACCCUCACUCUUCAUUUGAGAGACAGGUGAACAUCUCUCUGUCAGAGGAGACGCGAGCCAAUGGGACUCUGUAUGCUGUUGUUUAUGUUCACAAAGUGGGUGUUUCACCUCUGGAGGACAGAAAAGAAGUCCACUAUGCAGCUCAGCUCACCACCUACUUGAUUCCUCCUCCCACAGAGGGCCAGAAGGGCACAAUGAAGAAGCCUGGAUUGGACCGUCCAGUGUCAUAUUGGAGGCCGCGCUUGUCGAUCACUAUGAUGUCAGAGGAGUUCAGCUUCAGCAAGGCGGGGCUUCCCAGUGAUGUACGCCGCUACAUGAGAGUCUCCCAGGACGCCAGACAGACAAUCUACCUCCCCCUGCUGCUGGUCAAUGAGCUCAGCUACAGCGUCAAAGACCUUGUGGAGAUCAGCAGCAGCAGCAUGAAGCUCCCUCUGACAGUGUCAUAUGAGGGACUGUCUUUGAGAAGAUUCAGGUUUUGGGUGCAUCUAAACGACAUAGUUUAUUCCCUGCGACAGUUUGGCUUCACUGAGGAGAACAUUGAUGAGAUUAAAGAAACUCUAGUGGGAUCCAACCUUUACCUUCUAGUGCUGACUGCACUCAUCACAGCUCUGCAACUCAUCUGUGAAUUUCUGGCUCUUAAAAAUGACAUCAGUUCAUGGAGUAAAAAGAAGAGCAUGGUGGGAAUGUCUCCGAAGUCAGUUCUGUGGCGUUGCCUUUGCACUUUGUUGAUUUUCCUGCAUCUGCUGGAGGAGACCAGUCUGCUGGUGCUUCUUCCUGUAGGACUGGGAGCGUGUGUGGAGGUGUGGAAGGUGUUUAAAGCAUUUAAGAUUCAGAUAAGCAAAAGGUUUCGUAUGAAAAAGUUGGAUGAAGAUGAGCGGAAGACAGUGGAGUACGAUGCACAGGCUUCCAGGUGCUUGUCCUAUCUGGUGUAUCCUCUGUGCAUCGGUGGGGCGGUUUUAUCGCUGGCCUACUUACGCCAGAGGAGUUACUAUUCAUGGUUGAUCAACAGCCUGGUUACUGGAGUAUAUGCAUUUGGCUUUUUGUCAAUGGCUCCUCAGCUCUUCAUCAAUCAUAAGCUGAAGUCCGUGAGUCACCUGCAGGGGACAGUGUUGAUGUACAGAGGAGUGAACACGCUGAUUUCAGAUCUGUGCUCCUGCGCCUCCCUUUUCUCCACCUCUGUGUCCUUCUCCUCCUCCCAUCAACUGGCCUGCUUCAGAGAUGAGCUCCUCUUCUUCCUCUAUCUCUACCAGCGAAGACUUUAUGGCUGCAAACCCAGAAGACGAGAAUCAGUUACCAAGAAAGUGAAGACUCAGUGAGAAGAAGAUAAGAACAUGUGUUCAAUAGCACAGGAAGCCAACUUCAUAAAACAGAUGAAAAUGAAUCAGCCUAAAAGAUGUGAAGCAGAGGCACGUCCAGAAAAUACACCUGGCAGCAUGAUGUGCGGCGGUGGCUGACUGAUCUCAGACCAGCGGACCAGCAUCAGACUCUCCUCUGCAGAACUGUAUCAUCAUGGAGCUGCUGCUUUUGGAUCCCCGUUGAUGAUCUUUCUUUUACCGCUGUGCACAGUGAGCUCAUUCAUCUACAGAUAAUUCCUGGUUACUUUUCAACAGUUACAUCAGCAUAAUCAAACUGCAUUUUGAGAUGUUUUUUUCUUUUUUGUAUGUUUUUUUUAUUAACUCGAUUCUGCCCGUUCUGCUCACAUGAAGGAGGUGGAGUUUUCUGGUGUAAAAGUAUGAAGGGUUAACAAAUAAGUCAUUGCACCUUACAGUAUGUCUUUGAUUUCUAUGAUGUCCCAAAGGCUUAAACACUGAUUCUCCAAUUCAUUUUCAAUUCAAUUCAGAAGGAGGAAUUAUUUUGAUUCUAAAUACUGUUUUCACAGCUUGAAUAUAUGCACGAAAUAUUUUACAUACUCGUUCUGGCAUUUCACUGAAGCUACUGAAGUCUGUCCAGACUCUUAUGUAUUCAUUUAAUUUUAGACCAUACUAAAGCAAAUGAAAAUUAACCAGAACUUCCUUCUUUUUUUACCCAAAUGGAACAAAACACAUUUUCUUUGGAAACCUUUCUGUACUUAAUCCUGACUUCAGUAUAAAAUAAUUUAUAAAAAAAGCAGAAGAUUGCAAACCACCAAAGAGAAGAACGGGUUUACAAUGCGAGGCCCCUUUUCUCUGAUUUUGUAGAUUAAAAAAAAAAAGACUGUGAAUGAAUGUGUAAAAUAUCAACUUUAUAGAGCCUGACAUUGAAAUGAUGUGAAUCUGCCUGAUUUUAAAAAUAUGUACAUUUAUUUUUUCUGCUUGCAAACCUCAAUAUGCCAUGAGAUAACAUGUUUUCUAAUAUUUGCUAUCAUUGAUAGUGUUUAUCAUGCUACAUUGUAAGUGGGAAGGCUGAGUUUGAUGUGUGAAUAAAGUAUUGUAUAUUCAAAGUGAAUAUAGAUGCAAAACAGCGGCAGACCAAAAACGACCCACUAUGACGGUGGAGAAGGGCAAGAACGAAGAUGUCGAAACAAACAGAUGGAAAAUGACGAUAAAUAGAUGCAGCUUCAUUGCAAAUAAGCAAAAAUGCAUCAUAUGUUGCCUUUUUCAUCUUUUUAGGAUGUAAGGGGAUGUUGGGGCAUAGCAGUCUACCAGUUAAGCUGCUUAGUUGAAAUAUCUGUUACGUUUUACUAAAAACACAAACACACCAGAUGGUAAGAAAAGCACAUAUCAACAGCAGACAAACACUAUCAAUGAUUUCCUAUUUGUUCUAUAUAUUUGUGUCGGUACUAAUGUUUGCCUCUUCUCUGUUUGAGUCAACUGCUGCAUCUUGAACCUUUUUUUUUCAAUUUCUUUCUUCAAAAUAAAAUACAUUUACAAACAUUAGUGUGUGAGUAUUAACAGUUAUGUGUAUGGACCCUUUACGUUGAAACAGCCUGACUUGUAUCUUGGUAUCUUUAUGCACAAAAGUAUAAAUAAAUAUCCUCUUUCU
Molecule: messenger RNA, 3348 nt
Organism: Cololabis saira (Pacific saury)
Lineage: Eukaryota; Metazoa; Chordata; Actinopteri; Beloniformes; Belonidae
Product: lipid scramblase CLPTM1L-like
Exons: 17
Coding region: 114-1703 (529 amino acids)
Cellular component (GO): membrane; endomembrane system
Source: RefSeq, a predicted model, not a curated record